Molecule: messenger RNA, 5127 nt
Organism: Choloepus didactylus (southern two-toed sloth)
Lineage: Eukaryota; Metazoa; Chordata; Mammalia; Pilosa; Megalonychidae
Product: olfactory receptor 4A5-like
Exons: 3
Coding region: 2926-3873 (315 amino acids)
Biological process (GO): G protein-coupled receptor signaling pathway
Cellular component (GO): membrane
Molecular function (GO): G protein-coupled receptor activity; olfactory receptor activity
Source: RefSeq, a predicted model, not a curated record
CACAGCUGGGUGGGGUGCAUUCCAAAGAAACACUCAAAGAAUUACAAUCUAAUCAAUAUCUGCCCACACAAGAUUACAUCAAAGAUAAUGGCAUUUGGGGGACACAAUAUAUUCAAACUGGCAUAGUGAUAAAAGUCAAAAGGAGACCUUUGUAUUCACCAUGCUCUGUCACAGCAUGAGAUUUAUCAUAAAUCUGGCUCUCCUAGCAAUAGGAGGAUUGCUGUAGCAAUUGGGAGAAGGAACUUUCCACACCAAUGGCAGAGGAAAUUGACCAUGAUUAUCAAAUGGAGAGGGAGGUGCUGUAAUUAAAAGGGGCCAUUGAGGAAUAUGUCUGAAUUCCCGGUAUCAACUUGGGCAUGUCUUGCUAUCCCUUUUCUCAAUUGUGACAAUAAAUAUAAAGUGCAUCAGUUCUGGCCUGUGAAGGGCAUAGCUAACAAGGGGUCAGACCUUUCAGAUGUAAGGGUCUGGGCUACAUCUCUAGGCAAGCCAUUGAGAUGAGUGAAUGUGCUAGCAGAAGGUGAGGCGAGAAGAAGAGAAUUAGUAGUGGAGGACACUAAGCAGCAGUUUCAGCUCUAAAAUCAGUUGCAGUGGUGGAUCAUCCCUCUAACCUUUCGUUUUUAAUUCUAUCCCUGAAUGAUGGAGGAACUCUGCCCAGAAUAUAUGUGAAGAAAUGGAUUCAAGUGUUGAACUGCUGCUCUGCUCUCCCUUCUAACAAGAAGGAUUUGUUGCUCCUACUCCUGGUAUUGCUAAUAGACAGCCUUCAGCUGUUAGACUCAAGAUACAUGAGGCAUCUACAGUUAUCCUUGGUGAAACAAGAACUGAUUUUUCAGGAACAAGGUCAAGACCCAAGAGGACAUGACCAGGAAGCUUCUGGUGGUUGAGCUUCCAGCACUCUCUUACUAAAGGAAAUUUUUCUGAGGGCAUUUCUUUUAUUAUAAUACUAGCUUCACUUGAUUACAUUAAAAUUCCUAUUACUUGUAAAUAUUCAUUUCUUUAAGAAAAUUUCUCUGUUUAUUCAUUUGAUCCUUUCUUUCAUUCAUUUUCUGAUCUUCAGCUCUCCCUCUGAUGCACAGGACCAAUUUUUUUUUUCUGUUCUUCUGCUUGCUUCUAGUCAGCACACAUCCCACCAUGGGUAAAGAUUAACAGUCACAUACAGUAAAAUAGAUAAUCCCUAAGACAUACAAUUUUAUUCUAUGUACAAAAAGGGGUUCUUGAUUUACAAGUAUAAUUUUAUUUUUAUCCUGGACUUAGUUUAUAAUUACCAAAUUGACAGAGAUCCAGAUGAUUUGCUUUGAUUCAGUAUUCAUAGUGAAGCUCAAGAAUAAUAGUAUUAGUGGUCAUUUUUUGAGUUUACCCAGUGCCAGAUUGUGUUCCAGGAACUUUGUAUGGAAUAACACAACUCUAAGAGUUAGGAACUUAGUAUUCCUGUUUUACAAAUGAUGUAACUGAAGAACAGAGAGGUUUAUUAAUUUGCCCAAGGUCACAUAGCUAAGUGGCGAAAUUCCAACACAGGCAUUGUGACUCCAGAGUCCACAUUAUUCACCACUGUACUAUGCUCUCUCUGGGGAUGUCUUUGGUCUUAAACAGGAAUACAAAGAAAGAGAAACUGGCAAAAAAGGCAACCAUUAUUUGGCCACUGUAAUGAUCAAGUCUCACUUAGUGGUAAGCUUGGAAGUUGUCUAAUUAUACUUAUUUGAAAAUAUAACUAUAUAUACUUGAAAAAAGAUGAAAGUUUGCAUAAAAGAAUAAGGUGAAGCUGCAAUGAUAGUAUUGGUGGUUGAACUAGAGCAGAUUGUGGGGUUCUCUAGCUCAAUCUCUUUAAUUUCUAAUGAGUAAACUGAGACAGAUUUGUAAUUAAAUUUAGACAAUGGCUAAAGUGCAUGCCUUCUCACACUGAGCUUAAAUAUUUUCCUGUGUCUGUGUACUUUUUGGAAUACAGUCAUUGAAGACCUAUUUUGAGUACUCUCAGUGCCUAAGAAGCAUUUUAAAUAAAACUAUGUCCCACUUUCCUCUAUCUCUCUUUUCUAUGUCUAUUUUCUGCCCACUCACUACCUAAAUCACCCAAAGUGUUUUGAAAAAAAAAAAAAAAACUGGCUGGUAAUGCACUUGGUGAUAGUUAUAAGUCAUUUUUGAAUUCAAAAUAUUUGCUGAAAAUCUCUAUAGUGUAUGUAAGUGUCUUAAGAUUUGUGGGACAGGCAAUUUCCUUAAGAAAUUGAUGGUCAAUUUUAUGUUUGAGUAUUUGCCACAUGGAAUACUUUAGUAAAUAAUUUUGUAGUUAUUUGGUACAUUUCAAAGCCCUGCCUCUUGGAAUUUAAGAAGAGUUUUAUGAAAAUUGAAUGCUCUUUAAGACAUGAAGGUCUGAACCUCUAAUAGUGGAAUAUCAUAGUAUUGAGCAAGAUUCCCAGAAGAGGCAUUAUUUUUGAUAGUACCUAGACAUAUUGCAUAUUCACUACAAAUACUACCAACUCAAAGGACUGACUCUCUGCUGAUUUAUUUGUUUAGAGUUUAUCUCCAACCAGAGAGAGUAUGUUUCUUUAUAGCAGGAACCCUUGCUCUUUUCAUCAUUGCUGGCUUCUGUGUAUUUUAAAUAAGUGAUUUUUAAAUGGGUGGGUGUCUUUUUGCCUUUUGACUACUUUUUAACUACUUUUCUGUAUAGAAGAUCCACUAAGAUUUUGAGCUAGAACCUCUUACUUGCAGCACCAAACAAGUCAUCUGAGUGGAAACAGAAUUUUCAAGGGAAACUUUUUGGAAGAUGAACUCAAUACAUAUUUUUGAAAUGUUUAUUUUGUGAAAGCCACUAUAGAACAUACACUGAAGAUUUUCUUAAUGACAUAAUACAUGAAUUUGUAGUUUAUGUUCACAAUUUCAUUUCAGAUCCUGUUCUCCCAAGCUCUUCUCUCUGAAACAGGUAUUAUAGAAGGGUAAAUGGGACACACCAACAAUGUAUCAGAAUUUGUUCUUCUGGGCCUUACUCAGAAUCCUGAGGGGCAGAAAAUAUUAUUUGUCAUGUUUCUACUCAUCUACAUUGUGACUGUGGUUGGCAAUCUGCUCAUUGUGGUGACUGUCACUGCCAACCCCUCUCUGGGCUCACCCAUGUACUUCUUCCUUGCCUUUCUCUCACUCACAGAUGCUGCUUAUUCCACUGCAAUUACCCCCAAAAUUAUUUCAGACUUACUCUGUGACAAAAAGACUAUUUCCUUCCUAGCUUGUAUGGGCCAGCUCUUCAUAGCACACUUAUUUGGUGGUGCUGAGGUCUUCCUCCUGGUGGCGAUGGCCUAUGAUCGCUAUGUGGCCAUCUGUAAGCCACUGCACUACUUGACCAUCAUGAAUCAACAAGUCUGCAUCUUGCUGCUCGUGGUGGCCUGGGCUGGAGGUUUUGUGCACUCUGUGGUUCAACUUCUCUUUGUGUACAGCCUCCCCUUCUGUGGUUCCAAUGUAAUUGACCACUUUGCCUGUGACAUGUACCCAUUAUUGGAAAUUGCCUGCACUGACACCUCCUUUAUAGGCCUCACCGUGGUCGCCAAUGGUGGAGCAAUCUGCAUGGUCACCUUUAUCCUUCUACUCUUCUCCUAUGGGGUCAUCCUAAACUCCCUAAAAAUUCACAGUCUGGAAGGGAGGCAUAAAGCCUUGUCUACCUGCAGCUCCCACAUCAUGGUGGUUGUCCUCUUUUUUGUCCCCUGUAUUUUCCUGUAUGUUAGACCUGUUUCCAACUUUCCCAUUGAUAAAUCUGUGAGUGUGCUUUAUACAGUUAUCACUCCCAUGUUGAAUCCUUUAAUAUAUACCUUGAGAAACUCUGAGAUGAAAAAUGCUAUGGUAAAACUCUGGUGUAAAAAUUUAACUAUAGGUAGAAUAAGAACAUGUCAACCACACUGAACAAAUUUGUUGCUAAUUCUAAAAAAACAAACAGUAAAUUCUGACAGGUGAUUUAGUCAUUUCAAUGAAUUACCUAAGGAUGCUUCUCUUUAUUGAUGCAAAGGCUUCAAAAGAGCAAAUUCUCCUUUGAGGUUUGAAUCAAUCUAAUAGAAAAAUUCUAGAGGCUGAAUAAAAGCUAUAGGUAUUUGUCCUGUUUUAAGUAAAAAUAAAACUAAGCUUACAGCAUAACUUUAUUUUUAUCAGUUUUUAUUAUAGGGGCUUAGAAGAAAGUACCUUUUUUUUCUUUUUAAAAGAUCAAAACAAUUUACUUCUGAAAUUUAAUAACAUCUCAAUUAAGAAAGCAAUUUGGCUAACAGAACAAAUUUUUGAGGAGAAGAGAGUAUUUUUUUUUUGUUUGCUUAAUUUUCAUGUCCUUUAUUCUAUGAGCCCAGGAGCUUUCUUUUAUUGCAUUCUGCACUUUGUGUUUUAGAUUACUUCUGUUCCUUGGCUCAGCGUCUAUGCAUUUGCAUCUCAGGAUAUUGGGUUAGGAAAUGAUAUUGUUCUUGGUAAGAGGCAAUAUCAAUCAGCAAUUUUGUUAAAUGGGCUGUUUUUUAUCAUUGAAAGCUGUAUCAACCCAUUCUGUAAGCAUAUUUUUAUGUUUUUCCACACUAGUUAUUAAGUGUAUUUUUUACAUCCUUAAAAGAGUUAGGUAAAGUUUCUUUGCCUCCAUGAUGCUGAAAUGUGGAUAAAGAAUGUAUUAUUUUGCAUAAAUAGAGUGUUCCUUUUAAGUUGUAUGAAAUGUAAGUAGUUUUUACUUAUAGACAUAGUAAUGAUUCGUUUAAUAAAAAUGUUUUUCAAUUUUUUUCAAAAUAAUUUUUUCUCACUAUCCUGGAACAUCACCAAACCAUGAAGUUGAAAGAAUUUUUUCAGUGUAAUCUGGAAUAAUCAUCUCUACUUAGUAAGAGUUCACUUUUCUAAUAAAAAAAAUAGAGCUUUUCUUACUUUUAAAUAUUACUUUUUUCAUGCAUAUUCAAUAUCUGAAUUUAUUUACACAUUUGUACCUUCUCACCUAGAAUAUUAUCAAUAUCACUGAAACUCCCUGUGUGCAUCUCCCUGACCCAUUCCUCUGUCUCUCCCCAGAGGUAAUCCAAAUCCAGCAAUUUUCAUUAAUGAUAAUUAAAAAUAGUUUAACUUCAUAUGUAUGUGUUACUAAGGUAUAUUUAGAUUUUUUUAACUCCCUGCUUUUAUUAAAAGUAUACUAUGUACUACUUAGUU